ACUAAAAAAAUAAAAAAAAUAAAAUCAAAAUUAACAAAAACAAAAAAUGAAAUGUUAAACAAAGGAGCGUACAGCUUAGAACCUCAACGAGAGUACAGUGAAGCCUGGUGAUCUUGAAAAAGACAUAAAGCUGGCCCGAGAGAGGUCAGUGCCGAAAAGGGGGGUAGGGGGGGCUAUCAGAUAACAGACAGGCCUUUAAAAAAAUCGCAAAACAUUAAAAACAAUUCUUGAAAAGUGCUAGCACAAGUGCGAGACAAGCAGAAAUUAAAAAACUCUAAAUCGCCACGCAUAAAAAUGAUAAAAAAAAUAAAAUAAAAAAAAGAUGCAAGUGGCAACAAGUUUCUCCAGUGGGUCUCUUCUUCUCAAUUCUUCUCAGGGCCAUACAGAGAGAAAAAAAAGGGGGGCUCUACAAGAAAAUAAUUAAGAAAAAAAAAUUACAAAGAUUCUAGCUCUUCAAACUCUGGUCUAAAAUUUAAUAAAAUAUAUACUUUUUGAUAAAAAAUAUCUUAAAUAAUUACUACUUAUUAUUUCCUGUGUAAUGCGUAUAAGGAAAGAUCGAAAAAGAAGAAGAGGAAGGGAGGGAGGGUCUGAGGGCGAUCGGGAAUCUGGGUUAUGGCAAACAGGGGAGCCAUGUAAUAAAAUGCGGUAAUGGCGAGGGGGUAACCAAAAAAUUUAAGACAAGUCUUUUUUGCCAACAUCAGCACCGAGAGGCUAAAAGGGCCUACAAAAAAAAUAUAUACAGAAAAAUAAAAACAGGCCGAAUUUCUGGCUUUGAAUUUGGGUUUGGGGUUUUAAGCAUUUUUUUUGUUUUGUUUGGAGGGGGGAUCUCGAAAGGGGGGGUCUGCUGAUAAACCUUCUUCCAUGUAUUUGUAUCUCUCACACUUUCGAGAUACAGCUGCAGCUACAGAUACAGAUACAGAUGCAGAUACAGAUACAGCGAAAGUUGCAUGUUCCCUCCGCGCAAAGCAAACAUAUUUUAUAUAUUAAAAAAUUAAAUAAAAAAAAUAAAUAAAAUUAAAUAUAUAGCUGCGAUCGCUGGUGAUUCGUUGAGAGCUUUACAUUUUUCCCCCAAUUUCUGGGGGAAACAAAACUUCUAAAUGGCCAAUAUACCACAAAAAUUAAACCAACAUGCAAUAUAUAUAUAAAAUAAUAAAAAAAAUAAUGUAAAAAAAAAAAUAAAGAGAACAUAAAAAAACGCACACAAACGAUCCAUCCGAUCGCGGCGCAGAAAUUCGGUUCGGGUCGGUUUUUUUUGUUUGUAUUUUUUUUUAUUUUAUUUUUGGUGUUAUUGUUUUUUUUGGCGACUUUGCUGCCAGCGCUGUAAAAUGCAGCGGCGUCGCUGCCAGCGUCGCUGCACUCCAAAAAAAGCGAAAGAAAUAUACAAUCGCAUGAGAAGUAUAUAAAAGAAUAAAAAAAAAAAAAAAUAAAGGCGAGCAAAGGCAAAAAACGGCACAAAAAGCGAACGAAACAUACAGGCGGCAUUAAAAGUAUACAACGAUCACACACACAGAUACAACUCUCUGAUUCAAUUGGGCAGGCACACACACACACACACUACCACACACACACAUACAGAUACGCACUCAGAGGCCGAGGGCAGCGGCGGCACAAAAAAAAAAACCCAACACAUUUAACUGCAUUUUUUCGGAACUCAGUUGAGCUUUUUAAUUCGAUCGGUUCAGUUACUAAAGUUAGUUCAUCCCAAACGCACAAUUUCAAUUUCUAAACCAGGCCCAGGCCCAGGCGUUAGUGCGACGGAGAUAGAGAUUGCCAAUAACUAGGAUUAGACUCGGGUUCUAAACUCACCCAAAAAAAAAAAAAAAAAUUAUUUCUAUUUUUUUUUUUAAAUUUUUUAUCAAGUGUGGAAUUAAAUCCUUGAAAUCCGGUCUAGUGCGGUCUAAAAUAAAGAAAAUAAAAGAAAGAGACUUGAAGAAAGGCGGAAGAAGAAAGUGAACAAAUCUCCAGUGAUUUAAAAAAAAAAGAAAAACAAGAAAAUGUACCACAAGAUGUGGGUUAAUCAGGAUGUGGAAACCAUGAUGGCCUUCAGUUAAAAAUAAUCAUUAGUGAAUAGACCAGCAAUCCAACAUAAUCAGCAACUGGACGAGUCGAAUCAGCAGCAGAAUAAAUUAAUAAAAAAAUAAAUAAAAAAGCGCCACCAAAGGAGAAGUAAAAGGACUAUAAGAAAGGACUUUUGGGGAAAGAGAGAAAGCCGGCAGGUGCUUUCCAAACAGCCAACAUUUUCCGUUUCAAGGGGCAAGAGAAAAGCCGCCAAAAUACGCAAGAAGGUGACCUCGAAGAAGGCCAGCGUUGUGUCGGUUGACGACGAUCACAACAACAACAACAACCACAACAACGACCACAACGCUCGGCAGCCAACACCCACACCAACACCCACACCAACACCAACACUUACACCAACACCGAUCCCGAUCCUUUCAAAAUCAAUCAUAACAACAACAACACCAAUUGCCACACCCACACCAGCACCAACCCCAGACUCGUACUAUCACGAGCAGGAUAUAUCAUCGGAGGAUCAGACAGCCGACAUGGACGACACACAGCACUUCUGUCUGCGGUGGAACAACUACCAGAGCAGCAUCACCUCGGCAUUCGAGAAUCUGCGGGACGAUGAGGCGUUCGUCGAUGUGACGCUCGCCUGCGAAGGACGAAGCAUCAAGGCACACCGUGUUGUCCUCUCAGCCUGCAGUCCCUACUUCCGCGAACUGCUCAAGAGUACACCCUGCAAGCACCCGGUUAUACUGCUUCAGGAUGUCAACUUCAAUGACCUGCAUUCCCUGGUGGAGUUCAUCUAUCACGGCGAGGUCAAUGUCCAUCAGAAGUCAUUGCAGUCCUUCCUCAAAACAGCCGAGGUCCUUCGGGUAUCAGGACUAACACAACAACAGGCCGAGGACACACACAGCCAUUUGGCCCAAAUCCAGAAUCUGGCCAAUGCCGGCGGACGUACACCAUUAAAUUCGCACGCUCUAUCCCAUCCCCUGCCCCAUCAUGGGGCAUCGUUGCACGAUGAUGGCUCCACACUGUUUAGCCGCCAAUCGGCUGGAUCCCCGCCACCGCCGUCGGUGCCGUCGCUCAACUCUCACAUCAACAACCAGCUGCUGAAGCGUAUGGCGAUGAUGCAGCGCAGCAGUGUGGCAGUGGCCGAGGAUGCUGCCACCCAUGCCCUGAAGCGUCUCCGUGGCUCUGAUAACGGUCUGCCCGGUUCCGGUAAUACCGGUGGCGGUAGCAACAACAACAGUCCGGACUUGCCACCGUUCCACACCCGCAGCGCCUCGCCACAGCAGACUCCGGCCGAUUUUAGUACCAUCAAGCACCACAACAACAACAAUACACCGCCGCUCAAGGAAGAGAAACGCAAUGGACCCACUGGCAACGGAAACUCUGGCAACGGAAAUGGCAAUGGAGCGAGCAACGGCAAUGGAAUCUCUAUCAGCGACAAACUGAGCAGCCUAACACCCUCGCCACUGGCCCGGUCCGGUGCCGAUGAUGUCAAGUCCGAGCCGAUGGAGCUGGUCUGUUCGAACAACAAUGCCAAUGCCCAGGACGAGCACAGUAAUGAUUCCACAGGCGAGCACGAUGCCAACCGUUCCAGCAGUGGUGAUGGCGGCAAGGGCUCUUUAAGCUCUGGCAAUGAUGAGGAAAUCGGAGAUGGACUUAACCAACACCAUAACGCCCCGCCGUUCAUAAUGUCGCCGGCGGAGAGCAAGAUGUUCCCGGCAGCCGCUUUCAACUUCCCGAUGGCCAAUAUCGAUCAUUCAGCGUUGCUCGGUCUCAACACACAAUUGCAGCAGUCCGGUGACCUAGCCGUGUCCCCUCAAGGUGGCAGCACCGGCAGCCUACUUGGCGGCGUCAUAGUGCCCGGUGGCGGUACUAGUACCCCUAGCAAUAGUAGUAGCACCACCAACAACAACAACAACAACAACCAAUCAACAAGCCAGAACAACAACAACCAAGCAGUAGAACAACAACAACAACAAUCAUCACCACACCAUCACCAACAACAACAACAACAUCACCAACAACUCCAACAACAACAACAACAUCAUUCCACACAACAUUCUAAGCUAGGGAGUCCACAAUUGAAACAGGAGCAAAGCAGCAACAACAACAACAAUAAUAACAACAACAACAAGGGACAGGAUAUGCAACAACAACAACAACAACAACAACAACAGAAAAGUUUAAAAUCAAGUGAUCUGAUGGGAAGUGAAAGAAGUUUAUCGAGAUCCUCGCAAGGAUUAGGAGAUAGUGCCACGCCCUCACCCUCACCCAACGCCCAUUACAUCAAGCGAGAAAGAGAAAGGGAGAGGGAGCGCGAAAGAGAGCGAGAGAGGGAGAGGGAGAGAGAAAGAGAACGAGAUCAUGAUAUGGAACAGCAUCAGAGAUCGGCAUCCUCGCCACCACCACCGCCCUCGCAUCACACCCACUUCGGACAGCAUCCGCUGUCGCUGCUGCCGAGCCACCAUCAGUUGCAUGCCACACACCACGAUCUGAGUGCCGCCGCUGCUGCCGCCCACCACGCCCAUGCCGCCCACGCUCAUGCCGCCCAUGCCCAUGCCCUUGCCCGGGCGGGUUCACCAUUGGAGCAUCACCAUCUGUUGCAUCAUCGCCGUUCCUCGCUCUCGCCCUCAUCGGCGGUGGGCGUGGGCGGUGGUGGUGGCGGCGGUGGUGGUGUUGGUGGCGUCCAAGGUGGUGGCGGGUCAAGGGGUGGCGGUGGUGCUACGGCUGCGGCAGCCGCCAGCCUGCUGUCGUCGGUGCGGGCGCAGGAUGUGGCGCAGGCGAAUAGACUGCUGUUGCCGCUGCCACUGAACGCGUGCCACAGGUGCGAUGUGUGCGGCAAGUUGCUGAGCACCAAGCUGACCCUGAAGCGGCACAAGGAGCAACAGCACCUGCAACCACUCAACAAUGCCGUGUGCAACCUGUGCCACAAGGUCUUCAGGACACUGAACUCCUUGAACAAUCACAAGAGCAUCUAUCAUCGACGGCAGAAGAACCACCACUCGUACUUCCAUCAUGGCGGCGGGGUGGGUCAGGCGGGCAGUCCUGGCAGCCGGUUGCAUCAAUCGCUCAGUUCGCUGAGUGCUGCGGCAGCUGCCGCCAAUAGCGGUGUGGGCGGUGUUGUGGGUGGGGCGGGCGCCGGCGGUGGUAGUGCUGUGGCAGCUGCUGCUGCUGCCGCCGCCGCUGCAGCUGAACUCUUGCUAUCGCCGAUUGUGGGAGCCGCUGCUGUUGCAGGUGGUACGGCCAGUUCAACGUUGCAACUGGCGGCGGUGCAUCAGCAGCAACAGCAACAACAGCAACAACAUGCUGCAGCAGCAGCAGCAGCAGCGGCAGCCGUACAACAACAACAGCAGCAACAGCAACAGCAGCAACAACAACAGCAGCAACAAUCCUCGCCAGGAAUCGUGAAACCAUGUAUGGACUUCUUAUAAGAUCAGCAGCAACUCUUGCAGCAACUGUUCCACGUGGCACUCAACAAUUCCGCAGCAGCAGCAGCAGCAGCAGCAGCGGCAGCAGCAGCGGCGGGACCUGGCCCCGGAACAGAAGCAGUGGGAGCUGGAAAUAACGGAAAUGGUGGAGGAUCUGGCGGUGGAGGAGGAGGUGGCUUAGUUGGUGCUGGCGGGGAUUAUGGCGGGAAUUCGGGAAGUGGCACACCCACGGUGGACUUGACACAGUUGGAGCAUACGGCGGGACAUCAUCUGCAGCAUCAUUUGCCGCAACAUUUGCUGCAUCAGCAUCCGGCACUGCCGCAUCCGCAUCAGUUGGGUGGGCAUCCGCAUCCGCAUUCGCAUCCACAUUCGCACACGCAUCCGCACCACCAGCAGCAUCCCUACGAACGCAUGAAUUUAUUAGACCAAUAAGCGAGGUGGAACAUGGACACACACAUACACUCACACACACACAAGCGCAAAAAAAAAGGAUCAAAAAAAGGAUAAUGGAAUAAGAGAGGAGGAGGAGAAGGAGGAGAGGAUUAGAGAGGAGCAGAACCGACCGAUCGAUAACCGAGAAGGAAGAAGAGCAUUUAGGAUAAAGAAUACAUAAUUGUAACAUAAUAAUAUCGAUAACUAUCGAUAAUAAUCGAUAUCGAUAACCAUCGACAGCUGUUCGAUACAAUCGAUAUUUUUUUUGGGAUCUCACAGAGCGGAAAAUUCAAAGACUUUUUCGGCCAAGAACAAAAACAAAUGAAAGAAAGCGAAAGAAAUGGCAAAAAAAAAAAACAUCGAGAAACAAACAAAAAUAAAGCAAAGCAAAAAAGCGAAAGCGAAAGGAGAGAAGAGGAUAAGAAGACAAAAAGAAAAACAUUUUUAGGCAAAUGGAAAAACUGUGAUUAUUUACGACUUGAUUAUAAAGCAAGCAAAAACAAAAGUCUUUUACGAUAAAAAGCUACACAUUAUUACAAAAAAAAAAGAAAAACAAAAAAAGGAAAAACUAAAAAUAAAAUAAAGAAAAAGUAAAAGUAAAAAAAUACACUGUAACACUCCCACUAAAAAAAAAUUAAAGAAUGCGCAGGAAUCCGACUCGUAACACAUAAGCAUUUUUUUUUUCUGAAGGAGAUUGGAUAGAGUUUGUCAGAGUUUAGUAGAACUAGGCUAGGAGAAAGUGAACCACCUGGCCAGAAGCAAGCUUAGAGCCAGGCUAGAAGACUGUUACCCACACACACACACACACACACCCAAAACACAAGCACACUCAUAUGAUUUUUAGUGUGUGGUCCUUGAAAAAAAAAACACAAAAAGAUAGUUUUUGAAACCAACGAAAAAUUCCAGUUUCAAAGUAAGCAUAACUCAUACGACCUGUUGGCCGGCUGGCAUACACGGCGUAUGAGUAAUAAACCAAAAGUUUUAUUAUUUUUGUUUUUGUAGCAGAAAAAAGUUAACAUAUGGCCUUAAAAAAAAUUCUCAUAAAAGGACUGCACUCUAAUAUCAUUAGAUCAUUUUUCAUUAAAAACAUCCAUAUGAGUAUUAGAAGGCAUUCUCAUCUUCUUCCAAACAUCAUCCCAAUAUCCAAUGUGGAUGCAGCAGGAUCAGAAUCUAAAAUUGAAUUUGAAUCUAAAUCUGAAUUUGAAUUUAACACAACCAUAUGUGCAAUCCGCCAUCUCUGUACAGACUUUCCAUUUUCGCAAAAUCCAAAAAUAAAUAAAAUAAAAGUGAAAAAAAAUGAAUAAGAAAAGUAAAAGAAAAAAUAGAAUGACUUACAAGUAAUUGCAUUUUUUUUUUUGUUUUUUUUUUCUCUCGUGUAUCAUAGUAAGAUAUCAGAAAUACUAUAUAUUAAAGCAUACAUAUGUGUAUAUUUAGCAGCCACUUAAUAUUCAUCAAAUGAGUAGCGAGGUCAAUGUAAAAAUAAACUAAAAAGUUUAAAAGAUAGCCUUAAGCUUAAGCGAUACAACAGUGUGUGUGUAAUAUGAAUAUUUUUUUUUUUUAUAUGAAUAUUAUUAAUUUAUCUAGAAUUUACGCCCUAAGAUCAUACACACACAUUUAUAUACACAUCUAUAUAGAUACGAAGUACGAUAUAUAACUAAGACUAUGACUUAGCAUAACUCAAAACACGCAGAAACACAGCGAUAUAUGUAUAUCGAUAUUAAUCGAUAUGGGGAGGUAUUUUAUUUGGACUGUACUGUACAUACAAGAACAUAGAGAAGGGUGAGAGGAGAGGGCAGGGUUUCUUUCGGAGGACUCUUCGGAGAGGAAAUGCGGACAAGGACUGACUAGAUUAUAAUCAAUCGAUGAUGUAUUAUCGAUAAAAAUCGAAACAACUGAAAUUUAAACAAUGAAAUUGUUGCGGUCCUCAGUUGAAAAUUUCUGCUUAAUAUUAUUGCUUUCCAAUUGGCAGACGACGACGACGACGACGGAUAAUCAAAAUUAGAUCAUUUAAUAUAUACUUUGCAUAUUAAACUUUGCAUUAAUUUAAAGACUGACCUUUAGAAGAAAGUAUCGAGGGAAUGGAAGAGUACACCGCCGAGAUGGAACCGCGUGCAAUUUGCAACUUGGGGAUUUGGAGAGAGGGGUAUAUAUAUUAUAUAAUAUAUAGAAAAAAAAACGAUCAGUGGCAUAUAUAUAUAUAUAUAUAUAGCCUUAGUUUAAAAAGUGCAUCUUUACAUGCCCGAUUAACGAUUGGAAGGAGAAUGGGGGUUACGUUGUGUGCGAGUAUAGUCGAAUUUUAUUUUUUAUACAAAAACCUAUAUUGUAAUUACCACUUAGUGUAACUAAGCAAGCAAAAUUCCUCCAAAAAAAAAAGUCCCCAUUGUAUUGUAUUUUUUCUUGCUUCUUUUGGCAAACGAAAAGUCUGAAGUGUUGAUUAAGUUAAUCACCCACGUUUUGAUACCAAAUUUUCGAUUUACCACAUAGCUUAUGCACCACAAACAACAAAAAAUUAAAUUGUAAUGAUAUAAUGUCGAGCAUAAUGUAAUACUGUAACUUAACUAUAAGGAGACCCUCUCUCAUCUGAAAAAAAAAAUAAUAAGAAAAAUGCCAUAUAUCGUAUAUAAAAUAUAUAUUUUAAAAAGAAAAUUAAGAAUUGUACCCGAGUGCUGUCCUCUCAGCUCGCCGGCGGCCUUUGUUAACCCGCAAUGUCACCUAUAUAUAUAUUUUUUUUCUAUGAUUAAUAAAUGAUUAUGUUCAAUAAAUGUGGAAAUGUAAAUGUGAAAUGAAACAAAUUGAGAAAAAAAAUGAGAAAAAUCGAUAACGAGUCACGUGGAGAGAAGAUGUCGCAGCUUUGCACCUUAAUGUUGUUUACGUAAAAUCUUAUACUACUAACAGACAACGCAGAUAAAUGAUAAUAGAUCACAGAUCACUGGUCACAGAUCAUCGAUCACAAAUCACCGAUUACCGAUUACCGAUCACAGAUCAUCGAUCAUUGAUAACAGUUCACAGCCCCCAGAGUGUGCAUCAUGUGAGUACAUAGACGCAGGAUAACUAAAUAAAAACCAAACUCAAGCAACUAACUGAGGAGCUAACCAAACUACUAACUAACUAAUAGCAUAUUGAUACUCGAAAUAGCAGCAGUAAGAGCCCGAAAACAAAAUGAAAUAAAAACCAAUUACAGAAUACCGAUAACAGAUUACCGAUUACCGAUUACCGUUUAAACAAACAUACCGAUUAAUCAAUAGUAGGUUCGCCUGUUUAACGUGUGUACUAUGACUAUGUUUAUCCUUUUUUCCUAUUCUAGAUGUUCCCCAAGUCCCCCAAAAACCAAAAAAAUCAAAAAAAAAAAAAUCAAAAAAAUUCCCCAAAAUGAAUGUAAUGCAUACUGAACCGUAUUAUCCAAUGAACCAUUAGCUCCAAGCCACAUAAAGCUUAACAAUUACAAUUUACAUUAACGAACUACAAUUACAAUUUACAAUACGCGAUAUAUAAGAAAUAAACUAACUGCAGUAACUACAUGGAUAUACAAUACAUACAUAAGUCAAAUAGCCAAUCCGAGGAUACAAGAGGACGAUAAGGAUCGGGGAAAUCCCCCGAAUUCGAUCGAUUAUUGCAUAGAAAUAGAACAGAUACCGAUACCGAUACCAGAAACAGAAACAGAAUCAAAGUCACAAAAAUCAAGCAAUACAAUACCAAUAUCUCUCAUCUAGUUGCAAAUCGAAAACACUCACACGUACACACUGACGCUUACAUUACUUAUAAUAGCGAUAGACGUAAAGCCCAUAAAUCAAAACCCCCUAGCCCAGAAAAACCCCAUUACUACACCCCCCCCCCCCCUCAGAAACCAUAAUCGAUCCAAGAUCGUACCCGAAAUAGUAAACAAUUUUAACCAUUUUUCCUUUGGCGACUCCAACUCGAACACGAACUCAAGAACUAAACGAACAACAAAAAAAAAAAUUAAAAUUAAAAAUUAACAAAACAAAAAAAAAAA
This is a messenger RNA of Drosophila ananassae, 9867 nucleotides long. RefSeq names its product broad-complex core protein (gene br). NCBI's taxonomy places the organism in Eukaryota, Metazoa, Arthropoda, Insecta, Diptera, Drosophilidae. The transcript has 8 exons. The coding region runs from base 2547 to 5447 and encodes 966 amino acids. Gene Ontology annotation, cellular component: nucleus. The record is from RefSeq and is a predicted model, not a curated record. Gene Ontology annotation, molecular function: protein binding. Gene Ontology annotation, biological process: regulation of transcription by RNA polymerase II.